Messenger RNA from Trypanosoma grayi, 444 nucleotides. RefSeq lists its product as hypothetical. Lineage: Eukaryota; Euglenozoa; Kinetoplastea; Trypanosomatida; Trypanosomatidae. Bases 1 to 444 code for a protein of 147 amino acids. The record is from RefSeq and is a predicted model, not a curated record. The transcript has a single exon.
AUGUCGUACAGUAUCCGCAAGUUGAAGCUUCUGGUGGAAGAUCCCAGUGGCACACUGCGGGACAACCUAGCCGUCGCGAAGCUUUUUCUCGCCUCCGAAGAUGACAGAGAGUUGGAGGAGUUUCGCAGCCUCUUGGACCGCGAGGUGCACUACGCUAACUUCUGGGGUGUGGUGCGUGGCCCCAUCGCUGCCCUUGCCGUGCUUGAGAAGGAGCGGACAGCGCUGCGCCUCACGUGGACUACGCGCGUAACUGCGAUCACGGCCAAUACAUUCGAACGACAAGGUUAUGCGCACUUCUUGUCUGGCGGGAUUGCGUCGAUCCCGGGUGUUGGGAACUGGUUCACAAGGUUCACACAGCAGCGCGUGCGUGAGUCGUUGGUGCUGAGGGACGGUAAGGUUGUGUUUCGUGACCUGAGCUUUCAGUGGGGCCUCGGUGUCCAUUGA